Molecule: messenger RNA, 1147 nt
Organism: Oncorhynchus keta (chum salmon)
Lineage: Eukaryota; Metazoa; Chordata; Actinopteri; Salmoniformes; Salmonidae
Exons: 7
Biological process (GO): interleukin-15-mediated signaling pathway; positive regulation of ERK1 and ERK2 cascade; T cell activation
Cellular component (GO): membrane raft; external side of plasma membrane
Molecular function (GO): MHC class II protein binding; protein tyrosine kinase binding
Source: RefSeq, a predicted model, not a curated record
CUCCUGUAACCUGACCUGAUCAGGACAGUCAUGACAGCCUUUAACUGCUGGUGAGCUGGAGGAUUCUCACCAAGGUGUCAGAAACUAGAUUAAAACCAUGACCACAUUGAGGAAGUGAUGCUAUAGUGAUGAAUAGAGAUGCUGCUGUAUGGUGAGAAACUCAUAGUGCUGAGACACUCUGAAAGAGGAAAGAGACAGAAACAGAGCAGAGAGAGACAGAGAGACAGAGAGAGAGAUAGACACAGAGACAGACCUGAGAGAGAGAGAGGGGAUCAUGGCUGAUGUCCCUCAAUCAUUUUUGGGAUUGCUUGUGACCGUUUUGUACCUGCUAACAGGUGUCAGUGGAGAACGUCUCUCUAUGUUCUCCAGAAUGGGAGAUAAUGUCAGUCUGCCGUGUAACAAUGUGGUUUAUCCAGACUGCUCAUCUACUACAUGGAUCUAUAACAGAGAUGGAUCUACUGGUAAUAUUGAAGAGGUCACAUUGGGGAAGAUCAAAGUUGACCAGAAAGAGAGAGCAGAGAGACUGAGUUUAGGGUCUAACUGUUCUCUACAUGUUAGCAAUGUCAGGGCUGAGGAUGUUGGACUCUACACCUGUCAACAAUACCUUACAGAGACUGGACCAAAACAUGGAGUCUCCUCUACCACACCAGUGACAGAUCUGAAGCCUAAUGUAAAUAUGACAUUACGGUGUUCUCUGCUCACCGAUACGCAACAUGGAACGUGCUGGUCAGGAUUUAGUCUCAGCUGGGGCCCUAAAACAGGUACUAAAGCCCAGGUCACACGGGAUUCUUCCUGUGACAUCACUCUGACUGUGACACUCCAGAAGAAGGACAACAACAGGAAGUGGACGUGCACACUGACUGAAAAGGGAAACAUGAAGAUCUCCAUUGACUUCACCUCCACAUUCUCAGAUAUAGAAGAAAAGACCACUGAUAGUGAUGAUGUCAUCUCUACUCUCCCAGGAAGUACAGCCUCUAUUACAAGACCAGCCUUGUCAACCACCUCCCCAUCUUCUGCUGGCUCUCAGAACCUCUUCCUUACGGUGACUGUAGGAGUGGCUUUGGCAGCAGUGGUGUGUGUCACUGCUGUUGUCAUCAUAGUACGCAGGAGGAGAGACAAGAAUCAAGUGCCAACUGAUAACAGCAUU